CAAAAAGCAAAAAAGUGUGAAUAUUUUCGUAACUUAAUAUUUUCUAUAAUAAAAUUAAUUUAAUUGGACUUCACCAUAAAUUGAUUUUACAAAACUCAUUUUAAAAGUUUAUAUCAGACGUAUCCUUAUGGACGUAUCAGACGUAAAAAGACACGACCCGCCCACUACCUGCAGCAACAGAAGAACAAGCCCGGGCAAAUCCUUCAUCUCGUCUGUUCCAGAAGUUUAUUCGAACGGGGUUUUCUACGGAGCCGGAUAAUACUUCACGUACCUCAUAUGGGAUGGCCCUGUAAAUUGUGCAACACUGUGGUACCAGGAAAGAGUGACAUUUUAAAGCAUUAUAGACUGCAUCAUGGGACUUUUGGACACAGCCAUGCCUUGCCUUUUAUUCAUAUAGAUUGCCCAUGUUCUUUUAAAUCCUGGAGUUCCUUCCGCUCUCACCUCUCAAGAUACCACCCAGAAGCUAAAUCCUUCAUCUCACCACAAGAAAGCAAAUGGUGAUAUUGAAGCGCCACAUCUGUCUCCAACAUAACUCUUCUUAGAAAUGGAGCAAACUGUGAGAUUCCGGGUCCUCAUCGAUCAUGAAAUCAAGACACUCACUCUCAGCAGUGGCAUGCCCUCAACUGUGAAUGAGUUGGUUGCAGCUGUCAAAGAACAUUUUUCCAUCCCCACAGAUAUAAGUCUUCAAUACAAAGAUGAGGAAUUUGAUGACUUCUUCACCCUAACAUCUACCAAUGAGCUGAAAGAUAAGUGCACACUUAAAGUUGUGUAUACACCGCUGGAGUUGACGCUGACCGUUGUUCCCCAGGAAAGCACCCCAGAUGCCUCUGAUGUCAGCUCUCUCUGUGAGUGUACGAGUCUCAGUGGGAACUCAGUGGAUACCGUCAUUCCGAGUCCAUCCCCCUCUGAAAGGCAGAGCCCAUGGCCUGCUGUGUUUCCAAUUCCAACCUUCUCACACAACACUGAACUGGCCUUAAGACAAGGAAACGAGAUUUAUUUAAGAGAUGGCACCCCUAUGACAUCACCAAGUAUCAAAUCAGACAUCCUGGAGCGCCUGGCAGAGGCCAUAUUUUUCUACACAGCUUACCCCAAUGAUGCCCAGAGAUGUGCAGUGGCAGAGGCACUAGUUGCAAAGCAUCCCUGCUUAAAGGAGCCCGGAUCUUUUAAUGGAACUUAUGGGUGGCAGGUAAGCCUAAAGUAUAAGUGUGGAAACUACCGGACAAAACGGAAAGCACUUGGAAGCACUGAACUCCUGAUAAACUCACUGAGAAACAAGUCAAGUGAUGAGCGAAAAGCUGCUAAAAAUGUCAAAAAACCAAAGAGGGCAGAGGUGAAUUACUUGCCCUCACACCCACAUGGUGAAACAGAUGACACCCUUGAGAAUCUGAGACUUGACCUAAUUGCUGCCCAUCAGACAAAGGACUCUGUCAGGAGCACAAAUGAUAUGAUGGCCAUAACAUACAGCUGGAGAAGACAGGAAGUUAUUACAAAGUCUCCUGGUGUGGCAGAAUUCAAGGAAAGAUGGCCUGCCCUCUUCGAACCAUUCCAGGUAAACGAGGAGUUCCGAAGAUGUACUGCGGUUUCCCUGGAAGCGACGUUUAUGUCACAGCUGGACAAAUACACCCCAAAGCUCCUAGAACUCUUUAGUGCCAAGGGAGGAGCAACUGGUCAACGCAUCAAAAAGUUGUUGAUGGAUCUGAUACAGGACCCAAGUGCCACUACAGUGAAGAAGAGAGAUGUCACUCUGAGAUGCCUCUUUGAGUAUAUGGGAGAGAGUGGACAGGAGCUUAUCUCGGAUUACUGUGGGGCCGCAGAGACCACUGUUCAUGAGUGACCUGAAAAUUAAGAACAUGAGCAUCUAUGUCUGCCGUGAGCCAGAUGCAGUAGGAAUCAUCAUUGAGGGAAUACCAGUCCUUACCAAUCUUGGAAACCUGGCCAAAGCAUGCUGCUUCCUGCUUGGGUUGACAUAUGCACUUAAUCUUGAGUAUCCAUCCAAGCUUUCCAAAACAUUUGAGGUGUUUCAAAGACUUUUCGUGGGACUUGACACACUGCGCCCAAAACCAAGCCCCAAGUUCAUGACCCUGAAAAACAAACUCCUUGCCUAGGCACUCAGACAUGACUGUCACUGCACUUGUGAACAGCUGUUUUCUUCUUUCUAUUUUCAACAUCAUUAUACAUUGGACAUAAUGGGUGUUA
This is a messenger RNA of Micropterus salmoides (largemouth bass), 2196 nucleotides long. RefSeq lists its product as uncharacterized. Gene Ontology annotation, molecular function: protein binding. NCBI's taxonomy places the organism in Eukaryota, Metazoa, Chordata, Actinopteri, Centrarchiformes, Centrarchidae. The transcript has 6 exons. The record is from RefSeq and is a predicted model, not a curated record. The coding region runs from base 545 to 1834 and encodes 429 amino acids.